Melanotaenia boesemani (Boeseman's rainbowfish) is the source of this 5803-nucleotide messenger RNA. RefSeq names its product ATPase phospholipid transporting 11A (gene atp11a). Gene Ontology annotation, cellular component: plasma membrane; endoplasmic reticulum; recycling endosome. The transcript is spliced from 31 exons. Lineage: Eukaryota; Metazoa; Chordata; Actinopteri; Atheriniformes; Melanotaeniidae. Gene Ontology annotation, biological process: phospholipid translocation. The coding region runs from base 357 to 3989 and encodes 1210 amino acids. Gene Ontology annotation, molecular function: ATPase-coupled intramembrane lipid carrier activity; magnesium ion binding; ATP binding. The record is from RefSeq and is a predicted model, not a curated record.
GAGAGACAAGAAGAUUAUUAGUACAGGGACAGAGGAACGACGAAGUGCCGUUCACAAGUAUGAAGUGUGCCUGCAUGCCUGUAUAAAGUGUGUUAAAACUGCAGUAAAAGCCGCGCGCAGACACUCCCCUUGUUAACUAGUAAAUCUUGUUAAGGUCUCUGUAGGUGAGAACAGGUCUACAGUCUCGGGGGCAGUUUUGUCGGAGCAAGCCCGUUCUAGUUCAGGAAGAAGAGAAGAUAGACAAGUCAUGGACAAAGGAAAAGAAAUAAAAAGGAAGCUAGCGACUACAGCAGAGUAAGCUUUUAAAGAACGACCGAGAAACAAGAAGAAGAGUCGGGAGAAGGAAGGGGAACAGGAUGGGGAUGGAAUUCAGUACUCUUCGGACCCUCAUCAGCCGAUACUGUGUCGGUGAGGAGAACUGGGUCGACAGCCGGACAGUUUACAUUGGACAAAAGGAGCCUCCUCCAGGAACAGAGGCCUUUAUACAACAAAGAUUUCCUGACAACAGAAUAGUCUCCUCCAAGUACACAUUUUGGAACUUCAUACCCAAGAAUAUGUUUGAGCAGUUCAGAAGAGUUGCCAACUUCUACUUUCUCAUCAUAUUUCUGGUUCAGUUGAUCAUCGACACUCCCACGAGUCCAAUCACCAGUGGGCUGCCACUCUUUUUUGUCAUCACUGUAACGGCCAUUAAACAGGGUUAUGAGGACUGGUUGAGACACAAAGCAGACAAUGCUGUCAACCAGUGUCCUGUCCAGGUGGUGCAGCAAGGGAAAGUGGUCCGCAAGCAGAGCCGCAAACUCAGGGUAGGGGAUGUGGUCUAUGUGAAAGAAGACGAAACGUUUCCUUGUGAUCUCGUCCUUCUUUCAUCGUCUCGAGAUGAUGGGACGUGCUACGUUACCACAGCCAGCUUGGAUGGAGAGAGCAGCCACAAGACAUACUAUGCAGUUCAGGACACUAAAGCAUACAACACAGAGAAGGAGGUUGAUUCCAUCCAUGCUACAAUUGAAUGUGAACAACCACAGCCGGACCUUUACAAAUUCGUGGGUCGAAUCAACAUCUACAUGGACAAUGAGCCUGUAGCAAGACCAUUGGGAUCAGAGAACCUGCUGCUCCGAGGAGCCACACUCAAGAACACUGAAUACAUCUAUGCUGUCGCCAUCUACACUGGCAUGGAAACCAAGAUGGCUCUCAACUACCAAUCCAAGUCCCAGAAACGAUCUGCAGUGGAAAAGUCUAUGAAUGCCUACCUGGUGGUUUACUUGUGCAUCCUCAUCAGCAAAGCUAUCAUCAACACGGCGCUAAAAUAUGUGUGGCAGGCCGAUCCCAACAGAGACGAGCCCUGGUACAACGAGAGAACGGAGGUCGAGAGGCAGAGACACGUUCUGAUAAGGGCCUUCACAGACUUCUUGGCCUUCAUGGUUCUUUUCAACUAUAUCAUCCCUGUCUCCAUGUACGUCACCGUGGAGAUGCAGAAGUUUCUAGGUUCUUACUUUAUCAUGUGGGAUGAUGAGAUGUUUGAUGAGGAGCUGGGGGAGAGAGCUGUGGUCAACACAUCAGACCUCAAUGAAGAACUGGGACAGGUGGAAUAUGUAUUUACAGACAAGACUGGGACUUUGACAGAAAACAAUAUGGAGUUCAUAGAGUGCUGUGUGGAUGGGCAUGUGUACGUUCCUCACGUCAUCUGUAAUGGACAGGUAAUGCCUGGUGCGGCCGGCAUGGACAUGAUCGAUACAUCACCGGGGCCUGACGCCAGGGUGCACGAGGAACUGUUUUUCCGUGCACUGUGUCUGUGCCACACAGUGCAGGUGAAAGAGGAGGAGACAGUAGAUGGGAUCAAGCACGGCAUCCACCAGGGCAAGUCCACCUCCUUCUACAUCUCCUCAUCUCCAGAUGAGGUGGCACUGGUGGAGGGGAUGAAGAGGCUUGGUUUCACCUACCUAAGACACAAGGAUGGUCAGAUGGAAAUCUUAAAUAGGGAGGAUGAGGUAGAGAAAUUCGAGCUUCUAGAAGUUUUGACUUUUGACUCAGUCAGACGGAGGAUGAGCGUCAUUGUCAGGGCCAGCUCUGGCGAGGUGUAUCUGUUCUGUAAAGGCGCCGACUCCUCCAUCUUCCCCAGAGUUAUCUCAGGCAAGGUGGAGCAGGUCAAAGCUCGGGUGGAGCACAACGCAGUGGAGGGUCUAAGGACACUUUGUGUGGCUUAUCGGCCUCUGAGCUCCGAGCAGUACCAGCAGGUUUGCCAUCUGCUGAGUGGGGCCAAGUUGGCUCUACAGGACAGAGACAAACGGCUGGCUGAGGCUUACGACCUCAUUGAGACAGACCUCAUACUGUUGGGAGCCACUGCUGUGGAGGACAGGCUGCAGGACAAAGCAGCGGACACCAUUGAGUCCCUCCACAAAGCUGGCAUGAAAGUGUGGGUGCUGACUGGAGAUAAGAUGGAGACGGCGGCUGCAACCUGCUACGCCAGCAAGCUGUUUCGCCGCAACACCCAAAUCCUGGAGCUGACCACCAAGCGCACGGAGGAGCAGAGCCUUCACGACGUCCUGUUUGACCUGAGCAGGACAGUCCUCAGGCACUACGGAGCCAUGACCCGCGACACCUUCUCUAGUUUAUCCAGUGACUGUACUGACUAUGGCCUGAUAAUUGAUGGAGCCACCCUUUCUGCUGUGAUGAGGCCUGGCCAGGAGGACUCAAACUCAGGGAAUUACAAAGAGAUCUUCCUGGAAAUCUGUCGCAACUGCAGUGCAGUGCUCUGCUGUCGUAUGGCGCCACUUCAGAAAGCACAGAUUGUCAAGAUGAUCAAGGCCUCCAAAGAACACCCAAUCACGCUGGCUAUUGGAGAUGGUGCUAAUGAUGUUAGCAUGAUCUUAGAGGCCCAUGUUGGCAUUGGUAUUAUGGGUAAGGAGGGUCGUCAAGCUGUGAGAAACAGUGACUAUGCUGUCCCAAAGUUCAAACACCUAAAGAAGAUGCUGCUUGUUCAUGGACACUAUUACUACAUACGGAUUUCUGAGCUUGUGCAAUACUUCUUCUAUAAGAAUGUCUGUUUCAUCUUCCCUCAGUUUCUCUACCAGUUUUUCUGUGGCUUCUCGCAACAGCCACUCUACGACACUGCCUAUUUGACCCUCUACAACAUCAGCUUCACCUCGCUGCCGAUCCUACUCUACAGUCUCAUGGAGCAGCACAUUAAUAUGGACAUCCUGAAAAAGGACCCCUCUCUCUAUAAAGACAUUGCCAAAAACUCUUUGCUGCGAUGGCCCAUCUUCAUAUAUUGGACCGUCCUGGGUGUGUAUGAUGCUAUUGUGAUGUUCUUCGGUGCUUACUUCCUGUUUGACAACACUACCUUCACCAGCAAUGGACAGCUAAUGACAACCAACACACAGAUGAUGUUUGGAAACUGGACAUUUGGGACUCUCGUCUUCACCGUUCUAGUCUUCACCGUUACAUUCAAGUUGGUUCUAGAUACUCAUUACUGGACGUGGAUCAAUCAUUUUGUCAUCUGGGGCUCUCUGGUGUUCUUUGUGUUGUUCUCUUUGCUGUGGGGUGGAAUUAUCUGGCCUUUCCUCAACUACCAGAGGAUGUACUAUGUGUUCAUGCAGAUGCUGUCUAGCGGUCCAGCCUGGCUCAGUAUUAUCCUUCUAAUAACAGCCAGUUUGCUACCAGAUGUGGUGAAGAAGGUGAUCUGGAGAGCACUGUGGCCUACCACUACUGAACGGAUACAGAAUGCUGAUAAGCUCUACAAGGGCCAACUUUCGGAGUUUACCCCUUUGGCGUCUCUCCACGCCCCACCCAGGUCCGGCACCCACAGGCGAGGCUCUGAAAACCAAAGAAACGCCCAGAACCCUCGAAGGUCUGAAACCUAUAACAAGAAAGUCAUGUUGACGCGAUGGCAAAGAGCACCAGACUACUGCACUUUCACUCCCCUCUUCAGAUUUGCAGAUGGCUCCCGCCACUCGAAUGCUAACGGCGGGGCUGGGCCUGAGACCUCAGUUUAACUAGUUACAUUUUGGUUUUUGUGUACUCAUAAUCUGAUAUGAAAUCAAACAUCCACGUGGAGCUGAACUGAACAAAAGGAUUCAGGUAUAUUGGGUGCAAGUAAACUUACCCAGAUGUUACUGGGUGCUUUCCAUUGCUGGAGGCGGUAAUUCAUGCUGGGUGACUACAGUGUUCCUAACUUGCCAGUGAAGUGUGGCACAAAGCACUAUGGGAUAGAUCUGCAAAGGAAUCCAGCCAGAAAGCCUCAGUCGCCACCACAGCUUGAAAAGGGCUCAGUGUGUUGAUGUCACAACAAACUGUGAUUUCACAAUACAAUAUGUGCACUAGUCCUUUACAUUUUUCUGCCUUCAGUGGCAGCUAAAGUGUACUUCAGUUAUUAUUUUUUAUGUUUAUGGUAAUGAUCAUGAUGUGUUUAGACUGGAAUUGUGGAGAUGAUGAUGAUGAUGGUGAUGACUGUUCUCAGUCUCUCUGCCCAAAACAUUUUCUUGUCUUUAACUCCUUCCAUCUCUCUGUCUCUUCUCUCUGUCUGACCUGCUUCUUUAUAGGACUAACUGGUGUUGCCUGUGUGCAAACAUUUUAUCCAGAAACACUCCGUAGGACUCUGCGCUCAGAUCCUACAGCAUUGUAAGGAUGCUUGUAGUACAGGAGGAAAGCCUGAGUGUUGGAAAAGCCAGCUGGUCCUUUUUCCUGUUUGACAGUUACUGUUUAUAAUGUACUAAAAGAGAAAAAAGACCCAUUUGAGCUCUAUUCCAACACUUUAAAGCUUUCCUAGCACCUUUAGGUAGAGUAGAGUGUUUGGUGGGAUAGAUGUGUUUGAAAACUAGAGGGUCACAUUAGUGUUUGUGUUAUAUCUUCUUUAACUUCCAGUUUAUACGUAUCAUUGUUUAGUAAUUGUUCUUAAUAGGAAUGUUCCUAUUCUCUUCAUGUGGCCUUAUGAAAACCACAUUGUUAUACACUGAAAUAUUCACCAAAGAAAAAGACAACGUAACCUCCUAGACAACACCAGAGGCAUACUCUGAGUUAACUUAAUCAAUAUGGGGCUUGUAGGAAGAAAACAGUCAACAGACUGAAUACAGAAUGUAUUGAACGCCUUUAAGUUGGACAAAAUAAGAAGCCUGAUUGUGUUCCUUUUUAUCAAAGCACCUUAAAAUGAACAUCUGAUCUCAGUGCUUUUUGAGAUCUCAGCUUUUCUAAGUGCCCCAGACUGCGUAAUGCCUUAAUUUAAGAAAGCGUUCUGAGAUUAUCUUACUGAUUGAUUACAUAACAAGGACAAGCGUUGAUCUGUCACUUUCCAAAAAAAUAACCCUAUAAGACUAGGGUUUUGUUUUAUUCUGUUAUUAACAAAAAGAAAAAAACAUCUAUAAUUUAACUAUCCAAAAAUCAUCUUAAAUAUGAGAUGAAAAUGAAAUCUUUGUCAGUAUAUCUUGCCAGCCUGGGGACUUGACCCAAGCCCACCUCUGUAACCACUAGGCCACCACUCCCCAUAAUCAUCUUCACAACCAUCAUUUUUAUCAAAAUAAUCUGCCUAAAACAAGCAUAUUUAUAAGGAUUCAAACGUGCAGUUUGUUUAUUUAUGUAUUAGUGUUUUAUUCACUUCUGCUAACAAUCAUGAGGUCUAAAAUGUCAUACCUGCUUUAUAUGAAACCAAAUUAUUAACAGACACCUGACUAGCUCCAUCUGUGCUAGUCCUACAGCUAUUAAGGGAUGUAAGUAAACCAAAUUUAAAAAUUUGACUUUAUUAGUUAAAAAAAAAGAAUUAUAAUUGAUCUGUUUAAUUAAAAAAAUGGCAAAAAACUGGUGUUCUGUCUGUGUA